Messenger RNA from Catharus ustulatus (Swainson's thrush), 1014 nucleotides. Its product is annotated as translation initiation factor IF-2-like. The coding region runs from base 115 to 774 and encodes 219 amino acids. The record is from RefSeq and is a predicted model, not a curated record. The transcript has 4 exons. NCBI's taxonomy places the organism in Eukaryota, Metazoa, Chordata, Aves, Passeriformes, Turdidae.
UCCAGCUCCAGUGAGAGCAGCUCCAACUCCAGUGAGAGCAGCUCCAGCGACAGUGAUGAGAACCUUCCAAAGCCUGAACCACCAGCUAAUAGAAAGUGGCACCUUGAUGUCCUGAUGGCCGAGGCAAAGCGAAGAGCAGCUCCAAGAGAGGGUGCCAGGGAAAUUGCCUGUGGGAAUGGGCCUGAGCAGGGGGACAAGCAGGAGCAGGGCAGCAGCAGCAACUCCUGCCAGAAGAGCAGUGGCCAGGUGGCUCAGGCUCCUCAGCAAGCUCAUCUUCAGACUAAGCAGAGCUGCCUGGAGCCUCCUGGGCUCGCUGAGGAGACCUUGCCCAAGGAGUCUGUGGCUACCAAAAGACCUGGAGAGCCCCUGGAGCAUGAAAAAUCCAAAAGAGCGCGGAAGGAGGAGAGUGAGCCUGGUCCUGUGGAGGUGACAGAGCAGUUAUGGAAGGAUCAGCUGAAUAGAGACCCAAAGCUGGCACUUGAGGAGCCCUCUGAGGACAGAAAGGACAAGGGCUCCCCCCAGGCCAACACCAAAGGCUUUUUGGAGCCUGAGCUGCUGGGAGAUGCUCUGGAAUGUGAUGCCCUCAUCCCCAAUGGGCACAGGUCUGGGGAUUUCCACCAAGAGAAAGUGCCCUCACCUCCUGGGGAGAAGAAAUUGUUCUUUCCUCCAAGGAAACUGGACUUGAAGAGAAAAGAAAUGGAGAGUCCUGAGGAGUCCCCCAGAAAGAAGAAGAGAGAAGACAAGGGGGACACUCCCAGAAAGAGAAAGAAGUGAGAAAAAAAAUCCCCCCAAAAAUGCCAACCUUCUGCUAAGAAAGACUCCAGGAAGCUGAAAGCAUCAGAAGCUUCAUUCCAAACUGAGAGGAGGAAUGUGGUGCUGCCACCACUGCUGGACAUGACUGCUGCACAACGUGCACCAAACUGGACACGACGACCUGAAAGGGACCCAGAACCGAGACUGACAACCUGGACCUGGCUGCCAUGGACAGCCCUGCCAGGAGCCAGAACCUGCCUG